CCACUAGAAAACUCAGAAAUUGCAGAAAAAAGAAAAGAACAAGUAGUACUGCAGUGUAUAGCAUCGAAAAUGGAGAGAGUCCAAAAACUCUUUGUUGUUAUUGUUAUGCUGCUUGCAGCCAUCAGCAGCAACAGGGUGCUUCAGAUUUCUAAUGCACAAACCAUCUGCAACAUGCCGAUGGCCGGACUAAUGGCUUGCAAGCCUUCUGUGACUCCUCCCAACCCUACUGCUCCAACCAGCGCCUGCUGCUCCGCGCUCUCCCACGCAGACAUGCGUUGCCUUUGCUCUUACAAGAAUUCCAAGUUGCUUCCUUCUCUUGGAAUUGAUCCAAACCUUGCCAUUCAACUUCCUGCCAAGUGCAAGCUUCCUCACCCUGCCAACUGCUAGAGGUUAAAGAAAAGAAGGUGUUUCUGCUUAAUUUGGAAGGAUAUAAUAAUUAGCUUAUAUCCAAAUGCGUGCAGAAACAAACAAAAACUGUUAUAACAGAAGAAAGAGGAAAGAAAGAUACAUAAAAUAAAGCUGAAGUUUCGGGGAUCUUUUGACAUUGGCUAAUUUAGCUUUGUCUUUUGUUUUGCUAUUGUUCUCGUUUUUGAGUUGUUGUUUUCUUCAUGAUGGUUGUGUAUCUCCAAUGUAAUAAUAUUUUAAUUAAGAAAUGUUUUAUCUUAA
Molecule: messenger RNA, 666 nt
Organism: Hevea brasiliensis (rubber tree)
Lineage: Eukaryota; Viridiplantae; Streptophyta; Magnoliopsida; Malpighiales; Euphorbiaceae
Product: putative lipid-transfer protein DIR1
Exons: 1
Coding region: 70-387 (105 amino acids)
Biological process (GO): systemic acquired resistance
Molecular function (GO): fatty acid binding
Source: RefSeq, a predicted model, not a curated record